Molecule: messenger RNA, 1613 nt
Organism: Zea mays
Lineage: Eukaryota; Viridiplantae; Streptophyta; Magnoliopsida; Poales; Poaceae
Product: N-glycosylase/DNA lyase OGG1
Exons: 3
Coding region: 7-1266 (419 amino acids)
Biological process (GO): base-excision repair; base-excision repair, AP site formation; nucleotide-excision repair
Cellular component (GO): nucleus
Molecular function (GO): 8-oxo-7,8-dihydroguanine DNA N-glycosylase activity; damaged DNA binding
Source: RefSeq, marked provisional
AGUACGAUGCGCCUCCCGCUUCUUCCACGGUCUCCUCCCCUCGCCGCCGCCGCCGCCGCCGCCGCCAUGCCUCCUCGCCGCCGUCGCGUUGUCAAAGCGACGCCGCUCAAGCCGUCUUCUCCACAACUCUCCUCUACCCCGCCACCUACCCCGUCUGUAGAGGUACCCAAAACCGAACCCCCCGAUCACCACGAUCCCACUCCCUCCGCCCGUCGCCGCCUCCCCCUCGCUGCCGGGGCCGUUGAGGCGCAGGAAGAGUGGCAUCCGCUCCCGCUCUCCACGGCCGACCUUUCCCUCCCGCUCACCCUCCCCACCGGCCAGACCUUCCUUUGGCGCCGCACCUCCCUCUCCCCGCUCCGCUUCACCGGUGCCGUGGGGUCCCACCUCGUCUCCCUCUCCCACCUGCCCGACUCCGACGAUGGCCGCCUCGCAUUCCUCCUCCACAACGACGGCGGUUGCCCCGCCUCCUCGUUGCCCGCCGCCCGCGCCGCGCUCCUCGACUAUCUCAACGCGGCCGUCUCGCUCGCCGACCUCUGGCGGCAGUUCGCCGCCGCAGAUGAGCGCUUCGCUGAUGUCUCCGCGCGGCUCGGGGGCGGCGGCGCGCGGGUGCUUAGGCAGGACCCCGUCGAGUGCGUCUUCCAGUUUCUAUGCUCCUCCAACAACAACAUUGCCCGGAUCGAGAAGAUGGUGUGGACGCUGGCAGGCUACGGGGAGCGGCUCGGCGAGGUUGGUGGCUUCGUGUUCCACCGGUUCCCCACGAUCGAGCGGCUCGCGCGCGUGUCGGAGCAGGAACUUCGUGAGGCCGGGUUUGGGUACAGGGCAAAGUACAUUGUUGGCACUGCUAAAGAAUUGCAGGCCAAACCUAGUGGAGGUCAAAAAUGGCUUGCCUCACUGCGUGAGAAGGAACUUUCAGAUGUGAUUGAAGCUCUUUGCACUCUCCCAGGUGUUGGUCCAAAGGUCGCUGCCUGCAUUGCUCUGUUCUCCCUUGAUCAAAAUCAUGCUAUUCCUGUCGACACACAUGUUUGGAAGGUUGCUACACAGUAUCUAUUACCAGAGCUAGCUGGCAAGAGCUUGACCCCAAAACUUAGCGUUGUUGUUGCCGAUGCUUUUGUUACUAGAUUUGGAAGCUAUGCUGGUUGGGCACAAAACGUUCUCUUCAUUGGCCAGCUACCAACUCAAAAAGUUGUUGUGGCUCAAGUUACCAGUGACAAUGGUACCACAAAGCCUACCAAAAGGAAGCGCAGGGUGCAACCGGAACCAUGUUGAGGGAGCAUGGAUACCAGCGAUAGUGGGUUUGCCAUUCUUCUGUGUUAUUCUCGUUCAGUAAGAAUGUAAGAUGAUGUAAUAUGACCAUGACGAAUGAUCUUUUCUGCUGAACAGGCAUUAGGUUGCUCCUGAUCACACUAACAUAUUUGCUGUCAGCUUGUAACAUAUAGGAAUGCCUGACUCAUUACAUUAUGAGUUCUAUUUUCAUAUGUGGGCAUUGUGUUGUUUCUUCGUUAGCCUGCCCGUGCAUCUUCCACAAAAACAUCAGGAUGGAAGCGGGGGCACAUGUAACCGUGUUGUGUUGUUAUUUAAACAGCGAUGAGGGAUUCAGUUGAAAGUAUUGGGUC